This is a messenger RNA of Durio zibethinus, 3000 nucleotides long. RefSeq names its product Ku80 family protein (gene KU80). The record is from RefSeq and is a predicted model, not a curated record. Gene Ontology annotation, cellular component: nucleus; Ku70:Ku80 complex. Lineage: Eukaryota; Viridiplantae; Streptophyta; Magnoliopsida; Malvales; Malvaceae. Gene Ontology annotation, biological process: telomere maintenance; DNA recombination; double-strand break repair via nonhomologous end joining. Gene Ontology annotation, molecular function: DNA helicase activity; double-stranded DNA binding; telomeric repeat DNA binding.
UGCUGACCCCGGGCAGGGAGAAGAAAAGCCAGAAAUAGUCAACAAAUUUCAAACACUAUAAAAACCUAUCCCAUUUUCUUCUUCUUUCAAAUUCUAGCUUCCGCCAUAAGCUUUACCUCUCCUUCUUCCCUCAAUCUCUUCUUGGCUAGCCUGGCUGGUUCGCUGGAUCUUCAAUGGCUCGAAACAAGGAGAAAUUAGUAUUGUUACUCGAUGUCGGUCCAUCAAUGCACGGCGUUCUUCCAGAAGUUGAAAAAGUCUGCUCCAUGUUAGUGGAGAAGAAGCUUAUUUUCAACAAAGAUGAUGAAGUGGGUGUCGUAGUAUUUGGAACUGAAGAAACUAACAACGAGCUUAUGGACGAAGUGGGUGGAUAUGAAAAUAUUGUAGUGUUACAAGAUAUCAAAGUUGUUGAUGGAGAUCUUAUUGACAUUCUAAAAAAACUGCCUCGAGGAACAGUGGAUGGUGAUUUUCUUGAUGCAAUUGUUGUGGGGAUGGAUAUGCUGAUAAAGAAAUAUAAAGGCAUAUACAAAGGAAAGAAACGCCUGUGCCUUAUUACUAAUGCAAUCCAUCCUACAAAGGACUCUUUGGAAGGAAGCAAAGAAGAUCAGGUUGGGACGCUCGCUGUGCAGAUGACUGCACAAGGUAUGAAAAUGGAAAGUAUUGUCGUGAGAGGAAUAUUAAGUCAGGAUGCUAAUAAGAGAAUAAUGGAUGAGAAUGAUCGUCUCUUGAGUAUAUUUUCAAAGAAAACCCGUUCACGGACUGUGUAUGUUGAUAGUCCAAUUUCAUUGCUGGGAGCACUUAAAACCCGAAGAGUAACUCCUGUAACAGUGUUCAGAGGUCAUCUUGAGCUCAGUCAGCAGAUGAAAAUUAAGGUUUGGGUUUAUAAAAAAACACAAGAGGAGAAGUUUCCAACUCUGAAGAAAUACUCAGAAAAGGCACCUUCAACUAGCAAGUUUGCAACACAUCAAGUCAUGGUUGAUUAUGAGUACAAAAGUGUUGAUGAUUCCAGUACAGUUGUACCACCAGAGCAAAGGAUUAAAGGCUACCGUUAUGGACCUCAAGUAGUUCCUAUAUCAGAUGCUGAACGGGAUGCUGUCAAGUUCAAACCAGAAAAGGGUGUAAAGCUUCUGGGAUUUACUGAUGCUUCAAACAUAAUACGACACUACUACAUGAAAGAUGUCUAUCUUUUUAUUGCUGAACCGGGCAAUACAAGAGCCAUUCUCGCAGUUUCUGCUAUAGCAAGAGCAAUGAAGGAAAUGAAUAAGGUUGCAAUCUUGCGAUGCGUUUGGAGACAGGGACAGCAAAAUGUUGUUGUGGGGGUCUUGACACCAAACAUUUCACAAAAUAAUAAAAUUCCUGAUUCAUUUUACUUCAAUGUACUUCCUUUUAUUGAGGACGUUCGUGAAUAUCAGUUCCCCUCUUUCAACAGUUUUCCUGCUUCAUGGCUGCCUAAUGAACAGCAGCAAAUGGCAGCAGAUGAAUUUGUGCAAAUGCUUAACCUUGCUCCAUCAGGAAAAGAGGAAGCAUUGUUGCCCGAGUUCACCCCAAAUCCUGUUCUAGAGCGUUUCUAUCAUCAUCUAGAGUUGAAAUCAAAGCAACCGGAUGCAGCUGUACCUCCGCUUGAUGAAACUCUAAAGAGGAUUACCGAACCUGAUCUGGAGCUUGAUUUUGAAAACAAGUCUGUUUUGGACUCAUUAUGUAAACACUUUGAACUCAAGGAAAAUUCAAAGCUGAAGAAGUCAGCGAGGCGGUUGUUGCCUGAGAAACCAUCUGGCUCAAAUGGGGAAGAUGGUAAUGGAAAUGUAUCUGAUGCUCGAGCUGUAGACUCCAUUGGACAGGAACCUGUAGUUAAAAUUGAGAAAAUUGGAGAUUUAACUCCAGUUCAAGAUUUUGAAGUCAUGAUGACUCGUAGAGAUAAUCCAGAAUGGGUUGGGAAAGCAAUCAGGGAAAUGAGAGAUAAAAUACUCAGCUUACUGACUAACUCUCAUGGAGGAGAUAAUUAUCUUGUAGCAGUGGAAUGCAUAAUUGCUCUUCGUAAGGGUUGCAUCCUUGAGCAAGUAUCUCCUUCUCCCUCCCUUUGCUUCUGUUGUUGCUUCUUCCUAAAUUUAUUAUGUGGGUUUAGGUGCUUUUGCUUGAUGGAACCAGGACCGUACAACAAUUUGAUGCGGUACCUUUACCGGUAUUGUCAGGAGAAAGAAAUCAGUACUUUCCCUAAACUUCUUGCAUCCAUGGAUGUCACUUUAAUCUCUAAAUCUGAAGCUGUUGACAGCAGUAAUUUUACUGACGAUGAGGCGAGAAGGUUUUUGGAUAAAAUAAAGCCAGAACCCAAGGAUUAGAGUUGUCUUACAUAUGUAUUUCUUGUAGUUGGUUCUCAGGUUAUUUGCAGUAAGCAUCAAACUUUCUUUUGUUAUAAACUAUGUACAUUUAUAACAUCUAAAUUCCAGGCAGUAUAUCUUUGAGUUUAUUUUCUCCAUUUUUCUUACCCAGACUCAGGAAGUUCCUAAUUUCUGUCUUGAUUGUUCAAAAUCUGUGCCGUUAUAUACAAAAAUUUUCCUUUAUUUUUUCUUUAUUUUUCUUCUUGGUUUGUGAAAGCCUCCAAGAAAACAUUUGGAGAAAAAUCAGGGAAGGGACCGUAAAUGAAACUUAAUACUAGUGGUAUAUCUUAUGGACAUCGAAAAAGAAUAAAGAAAAUAUUUCCUUCCUAAAUUCUUUGCUUUUGGACAAACGCAGCCAAGUCUCACGUUGGGAUUUUUCAUAUUUCCAAUGGUUAAUGGUUAAUUAAAAUAAAAUAAAACAGUAAUGAAACUUUUUUUUUUAUUAUAAUUCUCAGCUGAAAAUUGAUUGAUCUUUUUCGAUUUGUUUGAGAUGAGAAAACAAAAGAAACUCUCGGGUCGUGGACUGGUGGGCUUUGUUUAAAAGAAAAUCUUUGCGGGCGUGACAUAUCUAAAGUAUUCACCGCAACUAAAAUUUGGGCUCGUGAGGACACGCCCACAGCUUUUAGGU